AAAUAUACAAGUUUUUUUUUUUUGGGCCAAGGAAGAGAAAAACAGAGGAGACGCAAAAGUACUAAAAGAAAAAAAGGGAAGGGCAAAAGAGAGAGAGGCUAUGUAUUUAGAACACUCCCUUCCCUUUCCCCACCACCCUUGCAUCAUCUGAGAAGGGGGCCGGGGCUAAUGGUCAUAUUUUAGGAGUACCAACCUUCUCUAAAUCUCCUUCCUCUCUCUGCUCAGUACACCAAACUCAUUCCUUCCACCAUUAUUUCUCCCACUCUAGGGAUGAGAAACCCACAAAAGAAAAUGAUCUCUUGCGUGGGUCUUCUCUAGUUUCUUCCUUGCCCUGUGUUUUUUUUUCUUCCUGUUUCUCUCACAUCUCCAAAAGUUGUAUUGGGUCUGGAAGAAGAGAAAAAUUGGUCCUGUUCUUCUGUUUUGUGGAAGGGAUGAGUAAAGAAGCAGAUAUCAAGUUCCUCAAGAUACAGACCUGUGUUCUCAAAGUGAGCAUACACUGUGAGGGAUGUAAGAAGAAGGUGAAGAAAUUGCUUCAGAAAAUUGAUGGAGUGUACACUACCACCAUAGAUUCAGAGCAAGGAAGGGUGACUGUUUCGGGCAAUGUUGAUCCUGCCACCCUCAUAAAAAAGCUUGGAAAGGCUGGCAAGCAUGCAGAGCUGUUGGCUCCAAAGGGUGGCAACAACAUCAACUGCAGCAGCAGCAGCAGCAACAACCAAUUUCAGAAGCCACAGCCCGAGCAAAGGAAAGGCCAACCCAAAGACAAUGGCAAGCUCCAGAAGAGUGGAGGUGGUGUUGGGAAAGACCACAAGGGCCAGCAACCACCUCCACAACAGCAACAGCAGCAGCUGCAACGAGAACAACUACUACAACAACAGUUACAGCAGUUACAGCAGAUGAAAGGAUUCGAAAAUCUGAAGCUGCCUCCAUUGAAGGAUCUGAAGCUUCCUAUCCCAAAGGAUCAGAAAUCUGUGAGCUUUGCGCCUCUUCCUGAAGAUGGCAGCGAUUUUGACGAUCUCGAUGACUAUGAUGAUGAGGACCUGGAUGAUAUGGAUGGAUUUGAUGCUGAUUUUGAUGAAGAUUUCAAGAAUAUCAAGAUUAAGACCAUGAAUGCACCACCCAAUGUGAAUGGCGUGAAUGACAAGAAGGGAGGCGGCAGUGGCGGUGGGAAUUCUAAGAAAGGAGGAGGUGGUGGUGGAGAUGCCAUGGUGCAAGACAAGGGCAUGGAUGGCAACAAUGGGCAGAAGAAUGGUAAUGGCAGUGGCAGCAGUGGUGGUAAAAAAGGCGGCGGCGGCGGCGGUAAUCAGAAACAAGGUGCCGGCAAUGGUGGUGGUGGAGCUGCUGGCAAGAAUGGUGGUGGUGGUGGUGGUGGUGGGAAGAACGGUGGUGGGCCUGGGCCACAGGAUAACAAGAAUGGAGGGAAUAAUAGCAAGGCUGCUCCCAAUGGCAAUGGUGGGAACCAUGGCAACAGUCCAGCCAGUGGAGGCAAGAAGGGUGGUGGUGGGGGUAGUGGAAAGCAUGAUGUGGGUGGUGGUGGGAGCCAACCAGUGAUGAAUCCCAACAUGAUGGGCCAAGGUUUCCCUGGAAUGGGAUUGGGCCAUAUGGGGAACAUGCAAGCUCCCAUGGGCCAGAUGGGGAACAUGCAAGCUCCCAUGGGCCAGAUGGGGGGCAUCCCGGCGGCGGUCCAGGGCCUUCCCACCGGCGGUGCACCGCCCGGAUACUUCCAAGGGGGAAUGGUGGCACCGCAACCGGAGAUGAUGGCUGCUGCAAACCCAUACCAGCAGCAGUGCAUUGCUGCAAUGAUGCAGCAGCAGCAGCAGCAGCAGCAGCAGAGGAUGAUGAUGAUGAUGAAUGGCCAGGAUCGCGCAUAUCAGCCGAUGAUGGGGUAUGCUCGGCCGCCGCCGCCACCAAUGUACAUGUACCACCCACCACCACCCCAGGGUGAGUCAUACACCAACUUCUUCAGCGAUGAGAACCCCAGUAGUUGCUCAGUUAUGUGAAGCAAGUUAUAUGGUGGUGGUGGUGGUUGGGGGACCAGGUUUCGCCCCAUAAUUUUCUUGCCUAUCUCUUCUAAGUUCUCUUGGUGGGAGGUUUCAUUCAAAGAGAAGAGGCAUACCAGUGGUUCUGCUGCAUAUAGAUGGAAAAUGGGUAAUUUAGCUUUUUUUUUUUACUUUUUCAUUAGGAAAAUGCUUUCUUGCAUCUCAAGUGGAAGUUAGGUCAAAGGCAUAUUUAUAUAAUAUAGGGUUAACUAUAAUAUCUGAUCUUCUAGGAGUCAAGGGGUUGUAUGGUUCUCUUGUGGUACUAUAAGAUGUGAAAGGAGUAGGAAGUGAAUGUAAUGUGGGGCUAGAUUCCAGAGAGCUUUAAAGCUUUCAUUGGAUGUGUCAAUAUGCAUUUACAAAUCCAGAAAUAAUGAUAAUAAUGGAAAUAGCUGAAUGUCCCACCCAUUGAAGAUGAAUGCUUGGUCCAGUACUUCCAUCUCUCCCUACCCCCACUUGUUCUGAAUUCAUCAUUCCACUGGAGAUGGCUGUUUGUUGAGACAGCUGUGUUUGAAGUGAGAAGAUUGUGCUGUGCUUGUCACAAGAUAAUUUUUUGAUCUCAUUUGCCACAAGAUAAUUUUCUUCAACAUCAUUUGUUACCAGCAAUGGAUUCACUUCGCAAAAACUUUGCAAGAUCCUUAGCAAAUGUUGGUACCUUGUUUCAAAGCCUUGUAAUUUUCUUCUGAAAAUUUACAGAGUCCAUUUGAAAAUCUUCUAUCUUGGUUCCACAAAUCAUAAUCUUUUACCAGGAUGUCAUUGAUCACUUUCUCUUCUAUGUUUGCAAAAUGCAAGAACCAUGGACCUGCGUCAGGAGUUACAAUCAACUUGUAAUAUUAUAUCUGUUCGUGAGUCACUUGAAACCAAGAGAGUGCCACCCCUUUCUGUGGUCCCUUCGCUGCAUGGCAAGGAUCCAUUUACCACCUGUGAUUAGUAUUUAUAUCUGUUAGUGUAAACAACUUGUAAUAUUAAUUAUUAUCGCACUCAAAGUCUGUUAUAUUUAGGUUUAUGUGAACAUCCCGUACAAACUAUUGUAUUCAAACAAUUUAUACAUCAGUCAGAAUUACAGAAUUUUUUUC
Elaeis guineensis (African oil palm) is the source of this 3109-nucleotide messenger RNA. RefSeq lists its product as uncharacterized. NCBI's taxonomy places the organism in Eukaryota, Viridiplantae, Streptophyta, Magnoliopsida, Arecales, Arecaceae. The record is from RefSeq and is a predicted model, not a curated record. Gene Ontology annotation, molecular function: metal ion binding.